Molecule: messenger RNA, 836 nt
Organism: Ananas comosus (pineapple)
Lineage: Eukaryota; Viridiplantae; Streptophyta; Magnoliopsida; Poales; Bromeliaceae
Product: cyclic phosphodiesterase-like
Exons: 3
Coding region: 16-654 (212 amino acids)
Biological process (GO): cyclic nucleotide metabolic process
Molecular function (GO): 2',3'-cyclic-nucleotide 3'-phosphodiesterase activity
Source: RefSeq, a predicted model, not a curated record
AAAAAAAAAACAGAAAUGUUUGUACGCGAGCUUAUUCCCACUCACUAUCGCAGCUUCUCCUCCUCUUCCCAUCUCCCUCUUCUUCUUCGUCCCCGCCAACCCCGUCUCCCCUCCUCAUCUCUCCAUCUCCCUCCACCUCGCUCCUCUCCCUCUCCAUUAAUGGCGACGCAGCCCACGGCGGCGGCGGGGGAGGUGUACUCCGUGUGGGCGCUCCCCCCCGAGGACGUGCGCGGGCGCCUCAAGCGCCUCAUGGCCACGCUCCGCUCCGAGUUCGGGGGCCCCGCCUUCGACCCGCACAUCACCGUCGUCGGCGCCACCCGCCUCCACCCCGCCGCGGCCGUCGAGAUGCUCCGCUCCGCCGCCGCCGCGCUCUCCCCCGAUCCCUCCCCCGAGGUGGUGGAAGCGAGCGCGCACUGCUGUCGCCACUUCGGAUACCAGAGCUCGACUCCGUAUAUGCCUCAUCUGAGCCUUUUAUAUGGAGAUCUAACAGAUGAGGAGAAGGAGAGGGCGCGGCGGAGGGUCGAGGAGUUGGACAAGGAGAUUCGUGGGCUCAGCUUUCAAAUCUCUGAGCUUGCACUGUAUAAGACGGAUACCGAAGAUAAGAGCUUGGAGUCAUGGGAGAAAGUGGAGGUUUGCCACCUUGAGAAUAAAUAAGCACUUUGAUUCUAUCUCCCUUAAAGCUUUUAUAGUUCUUUUCUGUUGUUCAAUGUGGAAUUUCUUUUCUGUUGUUCAAUGUGGAAUUGAUCUUUGUGGCGUUACUUGUUUUGAGCUUUGCAAUGUAUCUCUCAGUAGACUUGGCAAUAAGAAAUUACCUGAAACUAUUAUCUUGCGCUGGA